AUGACGGCCCCCAGCCUCGCCUGCUGCCUGCUCGGCCUCCUGGCGCUGACCUCCGGCUGCUACAUCACCAACUGCCCCGUGGGCGGCAAGCGGGCCGCCCUGGACCUGGACCUGGACGUGCGCAAGUGCCUGCCCUGCGGCCCCGGGGACAAGGGCCACUGCUUCGGGCCCAGCAUCUGCUGCGGGGACGAGCUGGGCUGCUUCCUGGGCACGGCCGAGGCGCUGCGCUGCCAGGAGGAGACCUACCUGCCGUCGCCCUGCCAGUCCGGCCACAGGCCCUGCGGGGACGAGGGCCGCUGCGCCGCCGACGGCCUCUGCUGCAGCCCCGACGGCUGCCGCACCGACCCCGCCUGCGACCCCUAG
This is a messenger RNA of Pipistrellus nathusii (Nathusius's pipistrelle), 363 nucleotides long. NCBI's taxonomy places the organism in Eukaryota, Metazoa, Chordata, Mammalia, Chiroptera, Vespertilionidae. The record is from the annotation of a GenBank genome assembly.